GCCCUUUAUUCCUCUACGACACAUCCUCUUGACACCUGUUUCUUUGACCACAGUUUUUCUUUCGUCGCUAAAAAGGUGAUCUACAAUGUAGACAUGCUGUUGACGACAUUAUAAUUUGCGAGCGUCCAUCAAGAAUAAGCUCUAUUAAUUUCUUGGGAGCUCUAUUAUUUUUUACAAGAUCGAUGUUCAUGACCAGGAGCAGUCAGGCCCAUGAUGACUUCUAGAGCAGACAAGAUGUUGACUUCAUCCGAGUUUUGUGCAGAAUGGUUCAGUCCCGACUACGACUCGAUCCGCUUUUCAGCUAAGAAACCGAGUAGCCGGAAAACCUUUCAUGACGUCUGCGUGCGCUACGGUCCCAGCUUCUGGAAACUGCUGCAGUAUUACGAAAAUAACACUGGUUGUGAUGUACCGGACAAGGAGAGGGAAGGUAUACUGCCUGAUGGCGCUAGGAGAGUCUCGUCUCACGAAAUAAACGUCAGUAGAGUUCUUGGUGACACGGAUGCGAAAGCUGCUUCUGGACUUGCGCGAGUGGAUAGCGUAGCCUCUGUCGAUGUCUUUGCUACACCCGACGAGGUUGGGAAACAUCACUCGAGAACAUCACUCUUGUCAAGAGGAGAACCACCAUUGACUGGCGAUAUUAGAAAUUCAAAUACUCCUGCAGCUCUUACUAGUUGUCCUAAAAAUGCGACGGCGUGUUCUAGUUCCACCAGUGAUGUACAACUAGGGGUCGACUCCUCUUCAACAUCUUCUUCUGAUGGAAGCACAAUAAUCGAAGAGCAGCUGUCUCUUUUGCGACAAGCAGUAUUUUUAGACCAAACGGUACGAAACUUAGAGCCGUUGUGGUCUUCAACUGAUGGCCCCUUGACGUUUUUCGAGGAUGCUUCUUCCACUUGCGGUUCCUCUGCUAAAAGAGCUCCAACAACAUCAACUCCUAAGGACAUCAGCAGGCCUAGCCGUAAAUGCGGACCAGCACCAGCGUCUCUGCCUUAUGCCGUUCUUAAGCGACGUGCGGAUGCAGUCGCCUACUCUUUGAUCAAAAGGGUCUUCGGCUUUCUACGUGACGGCAAAGAGAGUGGCAAAGAGAGUUUUGGCGCUUGUGACGCCACGACUAGUACUAUAUUCUUGCUAGAACAAGAAGAAGAACAUCAGACUAAGAGUCUUAAGGUGCUGGUGGAACGGUUGUGGACACGAGUCCAUAGCGUGUAUGAGCCUUGUUUCUGGUCUCUGGUUGCUCGGCAUCAACGCUCUUCAGAAGGUUUCGCGCUUGCGAAGGAGAUCCUUAACCGAUUUCUCAAGUGUGCUCCUAGUGGCAGUGUCGUGAAGGAGGAAAGUCAAAGUCUCACGCAUACUCUAAGCGAUGGAGCUGUGAAUGUGGAAAGGACAGAGACAAGAGCAUGUCCUACAACAGCUUCUACAUCAAAAGAUGCUCUUGGAGGAAGAGAAGACUUCGGAAUUUUAACCGCCUUUCUGGAGAAGACGGUAGAAACGGAGAAAGAAAUCGAAGCCGAAGCCUACGUCACGUACGCUCUGACACAAGCAAGUGUGAGACGGUGGUGUAGGGACGAGGACCUCAAUGGCACAGGAGAAGAAGAUGGCAAAAUGGAAGGUGGCGACCUGGAAGAGGACGUGGACGAAAAUCCUAUACAUCAAGAUUCGCCAGAACAAGAUGACCAAAACACGAAGAAGACAAAGAGUGGCAGAAAACAUUUACAUCUUCUUCCAAGCAGAGAUGGCGCGGACUCUACACCUGUAAUGAAUCAGGCUGUUGAGAGUGUGGCUGAAAAAGAGAAGGCCAAAGUUGAAAAUGCAUCCAUUCCUCGGAUUGGAUCCUCAGCACCAGUGAAUCCUGAAACGCAGGCCUUGAUGCGUAGAUUUACUCCCUUAAGGUUUCUCGAUCCAAAGUGCAUUGAGAGCGUGAAAAAGGAGCUCGAGGAACUUACGUUGGAGCAUGAUGACUUGCAAGUAGGUGUACAACCCACCGAAGAACGUAGUUGUACGCGUACGAUGUUAGAGGCCUUGUUUGCGCCUCGUUUUUCGAGUGCGGAGGACGUGCGCGGACUGAAACAGCACCCUUUGGUUUGUGCACUGCGCAGUUCCUUACGAAGAGCUCCGUUCGCGAAGAAUGUGUUGUUGAACAAGGAAGCGGGUAUUGUCCUGAGUCUGUCAGGUGGCGUAGACUCCAUUGUGCACGCGGCGUUAUUAGCGGUCCUGCGGGACGAGUUGGUUGGAAGCGUGUGUGCGUUGCACCUUCGCCACGCGAACCGCGCAGAACAGCGAGAGGAAGAGUCGUGGGUCGGUGCACUUGCGGAAAACCGACUUGGGCUUCCGUUGUACUGCUUUACGGUCUCUCUGCAGCGUCCCCACGGCGAGCUGAAGACGGGACUGUCCCGUGAGCGCUAUGAGGCAGCCACGAAGGAUAUACGAUUCCGCAUGUAUCAACAAUGCUUCCGCAAAAUGAAUGUCGCAGAAGCUAACGCUAGCGUCAUGAUAGGCCACCAUCAAGAUGACGUAGAUGAAAACAGAAUCGCAGAACUCCUGAAAGGCUCUCUUGUGCACAUAAACGGCGUUUCGGAAUGGUUGGAUCUUUCUGUGGAAAACCAUGGAGCACCCUCACAGCCUUUGAAUGCGACAGCGACAUCACACGACCCAACGACCCCUAAAACCAGCGACAUACGAUUUCGUCCAUCAACUUCGACUUUCACGCUAAGCCUCUAUCGUCCACUCUUAGAGUGUCGAAAAGACGAGUUUUUCGCCUUUGCACAUGCCGAGAAACUGUGCUAUAUGCGAGACAGCACCCCUUUGUGGUCCCGACGCGGCUGUAUUCGUCAGGUGCUUGAUUGGGCCAUCGCUUCAUCAAACUCUCGUCAAGCCGACCGCGACAAUAGUUGUACUCCCAUAGUCUCUACUACUGAUGGCUCUGGGACGAGUAAGAAAGGACUCCCAAGCAGCAGUUCCACCGACCACGAUAUUUGUAAUACAUCAGAGAUCUCUGAGAAGAUUCAGAAACAAAUUCGUGCUAGCGCCAGUUCUAGCACCAGUAGUUCCAACACGACAGUCUCCGAGAUUCAGAACGACCUAAAGAAGCUUGGGGAUUUAUCCACCGCACUAGGCGACGAAAUGGACGUGGCGGUUAGAAGUUGGAAGGAGACUGGCGUUUUUGAAAUCGGUUAUUCUCAAGGGCAACAGCAACGACAACCGGAAGAUGGUAAUUUUACGAGCUCUUCUGCAAGGAGUCGGCAUUUCGUGUUAAACGUGGGUAUUCUUAAAGAGUUGGCAGCACAAUUCGAAGACCGACUCUCUGAACUAGUAGUGCAGAUCGACCGAUUUCGGCAAGUGUGGAAUCCGCUUCUAGAGGCUUAUGCGAGUACUGUGAACGCUGACGUUCGUUCUGCGUUACAGCCCAUUCCAGCUACGUCGGACAUCAACAAGGGCACAUCAACUACCAAGACAAAGAAGCAGUUGAACAUCGCAGGUCCGUUUUUGUUCACGAGAGCCGUCUACGCAGCUCAAAGUGCCACAGGGAAAUUGCGCUUGCAUGCUCCAUCUCCUGGUUCUAGUACGUCUUCCUCUUCUUCUGGUGCAGCCCCUUCCUCCGAGUCCGAACAAAGGCAGUCACAGAUUAUGUUGGGCAAGAGGUCCUUGCAUCAUUCCUGGCAAGCAUGUGAGCGUGCUCGUGUAGCGCACGUGCAGAACGGAAACCUGCAUAGGCAAGUUGCCUAUCGCUACUUGCCGAGUGAACAACUGCUGAUCGUAAAGGCUGGAUCAGAGAACGAACUAGACGAUUUCUUUGCGCUAGACAUCAAGGAAAGCUUUGAUCUUUCUACGAUCUGCCGGCAACCGCAUCCGUCCACAAGUGCUGCUGAAGGGAUUGUCUACACAUCAGAGAGUGCUGAAGGGAUUGUUGCCUGCUCAGAAGCUUGUUCUGGUAAGAACGCAGUAGCUGUGAGGACUCCGGAUCAUGCGGGCUCUAAUUAUACAUUGGUCGAGACCCCACGCACAGUGCGUUGCAAGCGUUUCGAGCAAGGUAGGUGUACUUUCGGUUCAACGUGCAAGUUUCUACAUGCAGAGGAUACCAAGGAACGAUUGCGGGCCAAAUUGGAAACCUCUCCUGCGCUUAAACACCAGUGCCGCUUCGUCAUUCACGGACAAAGGCGGUGCAAAAAUGCAGCACUAGUGGGAGGCAGUGGACUAUGUAGUCGGCAUACCGGCGCGUUGAAGAUGUCACCCUCAACCUCUGUUGGGGAGAAAACUCAGACUAGUGUUGCUGCGUCGAUGAAAAACGACGCAAAUCAGACUUCCAACAAGAGUACUAGGAUAUCCGCCAGUUGUCGAAGGAUGCAAAAUCCAGAGUCCAUAAGGGAUUUACCAGCGCCUUUGCCUCUUGCGAGUUCCAAUCGGGAAAGUUCGAUGAAGACAUCUAUUCUACUGGACAUCGGCUGCGCCCGAGGACGCUGGUUGCUUGAUUUACAUCGAUCACUGGUGGCUGUACAGGAAGGUCAAAGCCCUAUUGAACCUUCUGAUUCUUCAGCUUCACCCACUACCUUCCCAACUUCCUUGUCCUUAGUAGGCCUAGAGUUGCGUCCGGACCUCGUGGAGCAAGCAAAUGAAGAAGCAUCUUCAGGAGCGUGUCUUGUUCAGAAACAAAAACAGGAGGACCUUGGUCAUUUACAACCACCAGUUUUCCGGUCGAUGAAUUGUAAGAAUGAAGCUCAUUGGGAUGCACUACUUGAACUCGAUGGAGAAGGCCAGGAAACCACGGACAUCCAAUUUGCCUGUAUCCAAUUUCCAGACCCAUGGGCAAAAAAACGCCAUCUCCGUCGGCGCUUAGUCGAUUCUGAAUUUGCAGAGCUUCUGCUUAGGAGAAUGGGUAUUUUACAAGAACGAGACGAUGGAUGUGCAUCGUCUUCUCUUGCAGAAACGGAAAGUGCCCAUGUGUCUGCCGUGGUAGAGCGGAUUCGACAAGCCUGUCCCGAAGUUGUAGCAAACGAAAGCAAUUACAACGAUGACAACAUCAACAACACCCUACCAGGAACACGUUCGAAGUAUCUCUAUCUGAGCAGUGAUCGAGAGGAUCUUUUGCUGGAGAUGACAGAAGUCUUCGCGAAGGUACUCACAACAACUGAAAACGGUGUUUGGCAGUGGCGUCAAAUCCGUGUACAAGCCCAUCCCUUUGGCAUUGGCACAGAACGUGACCUUGUCUGCGAGCACUUGCACCGUGAGGUGUUUAGGAUGCUCUUUGUCUUUUCUCACCGUGAGGAAGGCGGAGGGCCAUAGAAAAAUAGGAGUCACUCACAAGAACGACAGGGCUGCUGUUGUUUUAGGAAGUAAACAGUGCACAGGCUAGUUUCCUGUACAGACAGAGAAGUGAUUCUGCAUGUUGACUUUCUGACUAGUGUUUCGUGAUUAAGCUUCAGGAGAAGGCUAUAACUGAAGCUUCUGCUGUAUGAUGUUGACGACAUUUAUC
Molecule: messenger RNA, 5464 nt
Organism: Amoebophrya sp. A25
Lineage: Eukaryota; Dinophyceae; Syndiniales; Amoebophryaceae
Source: the annotation of a GenBank genome assembly